AUGACUAGUGUGUUAAAAGAUAAUGGAAGCGGUGGACCGCCAUUACUCUUAUUACCAACAGGUGAACAACAGAUUGUUGUUGCUUGUCGUAUUCGACCAAUGACUGAAGAAGAAAUUCUUCAAGGUGCUACAAUAAUUGCACAUAAAGUAGCCGAUGAUAAUAUGGUUGUUUUACUUGAUCCAGAAGAAGAUCAUGAUGAUGUUUUACGUGCUAAUCGUUCACGAGAACGAAAAUAUAUCUUUGAUGUUGUGUCCGAUGCUCGUGCUGAUCAACAAGAAGUUUAUUUGGCAACAUCUAAAAUGCUUUUAAGUAGUGUUUUAGAAGGUUAUAAUGCAACUGUAUUUGCAUAUGGAGCUACAGGAGCUGGAAAAACUUAUACUAUGUUAGGUACAGAAAAGAAUCCAGGUGUUAUGUAUCGUACAUUACAUGAUUUAUUUGUUGAAAUAAAAAAAUUUGCUGGUAAACGUGAAUAUCAAGUCACAAUGUCUUAUUUAGAAAUCUAUAAUGAAUUAAUACGUGAUUUACUUGCAACAUCAUCAUCAUCAUCAUUUCUUGAAUUACGUGAAGAUGCUAAAGGUACAAUACAAGUUGGUGGUCUUAGUGAAGUUAUUGCUAAAACUCCUGAAGAAGUUAUGGAAAUGUUACAUAAAGGAAAUCGUGCACGUACACAAGAACCAACUAAAGCUAAUAAAACAUCAUCACGAUCACAUGCCGUUUUACAAGUUAAUAUUAAACAACGUGAUGUAACUAAAUCUCAUACAGAACAAGUUCGAUUUGCAAAACUUUAUAUGAUUGAUUUAGCUGGAUCAGAACGAGCAGCACAAACACAAAAUACUGGACGACGAAUGAUGGAAGGUGCUCAUAUCAAUCGAUCAUUACUUGCUUUGGGAAAUUGUAUUAAUGCUUUAAGUGAAAAAGGCAAUACAAAAUAUGUUAAUUAUCGUGAUAGUAAAUUAACACGAAUAUUAAAAGAUUCUCUUGGAGGAAAUUCUCGUACAGUUAUGAUAGCACAUAUUUCACCAGCAUCUGUACAUUUUGAAGAAUCUCGAAAUACACUUAAUUAUGCUGAUCGAGCAAAAUAUAUUAAAACAAAAAUUCGUCGAAAUGUUAUUGAUGUAUCUUAUCAUAUAGCACAAUAUCAACAGAUAAUACAAGAUUUACGUAAUCAAGUUCAAUUGUUACGUGAUCAACGAGAUGAACUUGAAAUACGUUUAGCAACAACAAAUGAAGCACGAUUUAGUCGACUUAGUGAUAAUAAUACAACAGAACGUCUUCGUAUUGAAGAAGGUUUAAAAUUAAAAGAAAAUAUUCUACAAACAUAUCGUAAACAAAUUGAUGCUCGACGAGCAUUACUUGAAAUUGAUACUGGACUUAUGGAUAUUAUCCAUGAAUGUACACGAAAUGAAGCAGUUAUUGAACAUCAUGAAUGUAAUAAAGAAAAUAAUCCACAUAAUCAUAAAAAAUCACCCGAUGAAAUGAUUAUUGAUAUUAAUACAUCAGAUAAUGCUGUACAACGAGCACGUGCUGAAUUACGUGUACUUGAACAAGAACGUUCAAAAUUAGAAAAACAACGUCAAACACAAUUAAAAGAUUUUGAAGUAUCAAAAACGGAUGCACGUCGAUUAUUUGAUAAAGUAACAAAAAAAAUGACGACUAUUGAACAACGUGAAUUAUUAAGAUUAUUAGCACAAAAUUUUGAAUAUGAAAUGAAAACACUUGAAUUACAAGCUGAUAUAUUUACUCGAGAUUAUUCUAUUAAACAUAAAGAUUUACAAUUAUUACGUAUGUCACAACAUCGUAGUUUAUGUGAUACAAUUAUUUAUCAACAAAGAAAACUUAUUCAAGAAAAUAAAUUAUUAAUUCCAUCAGAUCUUGAAGAACUUUAUCAAUUAUAUUCACGAGAUAUUGAUGAAGGUCAACUUAUUCAUGAUCUUAAAAUUCAUUCACCACAUUCAAUAACCGGUGGUAUUAAUUCUAAUAAACUUUCUAUACCAACAACAUUACCAAUUCUUUCUCAAAUUGCUGAAGAAGAUUUAACAAGUGCAUCAACAUCAGUAACUAGUUUUCAUUUACCAACGAAUGUUUCUCGACGUAAUAAUCCAACAACAUUACUUCCAAAUCGUACAUUAUCAGAUCAAGAUCUUUUUACUCAUGUUAAUGAUUAUACAACUAAUAAUAAUAAUAAUAAUCAUCAUCAAAAUGAAUCAGGACAAGAUUUAACAUCAAUAACAACAAAUAAACCAAUAUCAUAUGCACAUUUUAAUUUCGAUCAAUCAUCAAAACAAUUAGCUAAAGGAAAUUCAAUGGUUAGUAUGAGUUCUGAUAGUGUUGAUGUAUCAGUACAUAAUGGUGAUACAAUGACUAAUGGUAUAACACGUCGUAAAGUUCAUACAACAUCACCACCAAAUGAUUCAACAGCUGAAGCAUCUCCAACAUUAUAUAAAAAUAAUAAUGUUAAAAAUAAAGUUAAACUAAGAAAACAAACACAAAAUAUAGCUGCACGUGCUGCACAACGACGAGCAAAUCUUCAUCAUAAAGAAUUAAUGGAAGAUAUGGGUUCAGCUUUUUCUUCUGAACCUAUUGUAUCUAAAGAAAAUACUACUAGUGCAUUUGGUCUUGAAGUUACCGGUGUUAAACCGAAAAAAACAGUAACAAUCAAUGAUCCAGCAGGAUCUAUAUAUCGAGCAGAUGAUUUUCGUCGUACGAAUUCUGAUUCACCUGAACUCAUUAAAAAUCAAACAACAACGAAUGAUCCAUUCUAUUCAACACCGUAUAAUCGUACUUCAAAGAAUACAAAUAAAAAACGAUCGAUUUCUCAUGGUACAACAACGAAUAAUCGUUCGAAUAUGCCAAUUGCUAAUAUAGUCGUACCACGAUAA
Messenger RNA from Rotaria sordida, 2880 nucleotides. Lineage: Eukaryota; Metazoa; Rotifera; Eurotatoria; Philodinida; Philodinidae. The record is from the annotation of a GenBank genome assembly.